UGCCCAGCCCAGUCAUUUUGUGUAGAAGGCCCCGGACCUCUGAGUUUCUAGACCACAUCCUUUGUUGAUCAGAAGUAUCACAUCGAGUGAUCACAUUUCACACGAGUCACCUCCUUCUCUCAUUUUUAGAGGUGGCAUUUGAUGGUGCACACAAAGUUUAUAAUGGCCAAGAGGAAACAAAUGUCAAACUUUGAAUCCCAUUAGGGGACCUUUCAUCUUUUUUGAAGAAGAAGAAAAAAGAGGAAGAAGAAGAGAGAAGGAUUUUGGAUUUUAGAGAGACUGAGAUUGGAACAGUUCUGAUACAAAAUCGCCUGACCCUCUGGCAAAAUGAUUGGCGUCAUUCUUUUAUGGGUUCUCACAGGCAUGGCAGCAUCUUUCACCAACUCUAGAGCCAACAGCGAGGUAAUGGCUGUUGUCCACCAGACGGCUCUGCUGCCCCUUUCCUUUCAGCCACCGAGCUCCUUCUGGGCAUUCAUUCGCAUCAAAUGGGAACGGAUGGCCACCAAUGGGAGUGUCCCCAUCCUCGUCUACCUGAUAGACCGUUGCAAAUCAAGCGGAGUCACUCACCAGUGGUGGGAAAGAGAAUGCCUGAGGCACAAAGAAGUGGCCGGUGGAUAUCAGGAGCGAGCAGACAUCUUCAGGAAUGGCACACUGAUCAUUCAACAGGUGGAGCUAAAGGAUGCUGGGAUAUACCUGGCGACAGUACUGGCCACAGGUGUCGAACAUGAAACAACAGUAAAUCUUACGGUAACGGAAGCAUCUCUGGCCAGUUCCAAAGCCGACAGCCAGGUAAUGGCUGUUGUCCACCAGACGGCUCUGCUGCCCCUUUCCUUUCAGCCUCCAAGCUCUUCCUGGACGUUCAUUAGCAUCAAAUGGGAACGGAUGAUCGCCAGUGGGAGUGUCCCCAUCCUCGUCUACCUGAUAGACCGUUGCAAUACAAGCGGAGUCACUCACCAGUGGUGGGAAAGAGAAUGCCUGAGGCACAAAGAAGUGGCCGGUGGAUAUCAGAAGCGAGCAGACAUCUUCAGGAAUGGCACACUGAUAAUUCAACAGGUGGAGCUAAAGGAUGCUGGGAUAUACCUGGCGACAAUACUGGCCACAGGUGUCGAACAUGAAACAACAGUAAAUCUUACGGUAACAGGAGCGCAGUGCCCUUUUGUGAUUGAGCCAGAAGAAGAGCUGCUGAACAUGGCUGGCCAAGAAAGCCACAGGGCAAGACCAUCGAGAAGAUCAUUACCAGCUGCAGCAUCUCCUGAACAAGAAAAAGGUCCUUCAUCUUUGUUAUGCCUUGGAAUUGUCUUUGGGACAUUGAUAUCAGCAAGCAUAUCUCUCAAGUGCAUUUUGAUCUUUCUGAUACUCUCAGCACCCCAGGGCCCUGUUAAGGAAAACAAUAGGCAAGCUUUCCUGGAAAAAUGCAUUCCUUGCAGAUCAGCUAAGCAUUACGCAACAGCAAGCCUGAGUUUAGAUCCGAACACAGCGCAUCCUCAUCUCUAUGUGUCUGAGGAUCUGAAAAGCGUGAAAUGGGGAGCCACAGAACAAAAUGUGAUGAGCAGUUCUAUCAGAUACAAUAUUAUGGCCAGCGUGUUAAGCCAGGAGGCUUUUACUUCAGGGAGAAUUUGCUGGGAAGUAGAAGUGUUGGAACCAGGAGAAUGGUGGGCUGUGGGUAUUGUUAAAGAGUCUGCAAACAGACAAGGGACCAUUUUAUUUGCCCCUGAAGGGGGUUAUUGGGCUGUCCAGCGCAUUAAUGGAAAGUACGAAGCAAUCACUUAUCCUCAGAGGACAAACUUGUCUUUGCAUCAUGCUCCCACAAGGAUCUCAGUUUGUCUAGAUUUUCAAGGAGGACAGGUAGCCUUUUUUGAUGGAAAUACUGAUGAAGAAUUCUUCACUUUUCCAAAAAGUAAUUUUUUGGGAGAGAGGAUCCGUGCUUUCUUCUUGGUCUAUAAUUUGAGCGCUGAGCUCAUGAUCCAUUCUUAAGACAGAACAAGUUCCUCUAAGCUUCAUAGACUUACUCUCUGUCAUUAUCUAUGUCCUUGGCAUUAUUUCUUCAAGAGGUGGUGUUGCCUUAAAUUUUGGAGUGAUCGCAUUUGUUAUGACCAUUGUCCAGAGCCUGAGAAAGUCACUUUUUUGGACUAUAGCUCUACUAUGAUUAUUCCAGGUGGAAGAUUCUGCAAGUCAUAAUCCCCCCAAAAGUAACUUUUCCAAGGCCUGCGGUCUUUUACAGUUACAUGCUGUGACAAGAUUCCAAUGUACCUGGCUUUAUCUAUAUCAACAAAUUCUCUGUCAGUUCUUGCCUUUAAUAUGUUUGAAUAA
Pogona vitticeps (central bearded dragon) is the source of this 2310-nucleotide messenger RNA. The record is from RefSeq and is a predicted model, not a curated record. Lineage: Eukaryota; Metazoa; Chordata; Lepidosauria; Squamata; Agamidae.